AUGGUUGAUGGUGCAGGAUCAGUUGAAGGCGCCUAUGAAGAUAGCCAGGGUCGAAUUUAUAGUUUAAAUAUGAUUAAUAACCGAAUUCAACGUUGGGCACAUGACUUUAAAGGACAAGUGUAUGAUUACGCUUUGUUACAAGGCGGAAAAGAAGGUGUUGUUUUACUCGGUCAAUUGAGUACGGAAAUACAAGUUUAUACACAAAUGUCAGUAAAUGCAGAAUUAAUAAAACGAAAUGGUUGGAAUGGAAGCUAUCAAAAUAUUGUGACUACUUCAAGUAGCAAUAGUUCAACAAUCGUUUUUAUUCAUUCAUCCUACGAUGCACCUCAAGAAGUUUAUUUCAUUGAUAAUAUUGAUCAAUUGAAUAUAGCUCAAGCAGUUACCAGUGAAAAUAAGCUAUUUACUGAACGAAAUCUACCCAAAGGCAAAUCACAUCGAUGGUCAAAUCCUGAUGAUCAAAUGGAGAUUGAAGGCGUUCUUUUGUAUCCACCAGAACAAUUUGAACAAAAAAAUUUACCACUAUUCGUGCUUAUUCAUGGUGGUCUCUAUGAAGCAGACUUGAACAUUUUUCGUGCCAGUUGGUAUCGAUGUGCCGUUAUGAUAGCUACUAAAGGAUGGCUUGUUUUACAACCUAAUUAUCGUGGCUCACCUGGAUACGGUGAUGAAUUUCUUAGAAGUAUACGAUUUCAUAUCCUUUCUAAACCAGGCAAAGACAUUUUAUAUGGUGUGGAUGCAUUAGUAAGGGAUGGUAUUGCUGACUCCACAAGACUCGCCAUUGGUGGAUAUAGCUAUGGUGCCUAUCUAACGGGUUGGCUUAUUACUCAAACGACUCGAUUCAAUGCAGCUCUCUUUGGUGCAGGUGCCAUUGAACAUGUCGCUGAUUGGGGAUUGACUGAUAUACCCUUGUCAAGUAUAUAUUACUUCGGUGGUUAUCCAUGGCAGACUUCUAAUUUGUAUCAAGAAGAAGCCGCUAUAUUUCAGUUAGAUAAAGUUCGUACACCUACUCACAUUGUAGUACCAGGUAAUGAUAUUCGAGUCUCAUCGACAGAGAAUUAUAUAUUAGAGCGAGCAUUAAAUGAAAUUAACGUUCCAACAAAACUUAUCGUCCUCCCAGGUGAACCUCAUGGUCUUGGAAAUAAUCCAUGGCACGAAAAAAUCAAAAUACGAGAAGAAUUGAAAUGGUUACGUCAAUAUGGCAAUUUUUACAUGAAGCUAGUAAAACGACAAGAAAAUGACAUGGUUCAGAAUUCUAUUGAUAAUAAAAAACGAAAAUUACAAAAUGAAAUAACAACAAUCGAUAAAUAUCAGUUGAGAUUUCGUUUUGAAAAUUUAACGGAUGGGAUUCUUUAUGAAAUAUUUGAAUAUCUUGAUAUGUAUCAUAUUUAUAAAGGAUUUUUCAAUCUUAAUAAACGAUUUAAUGAUUUACUUAAUGAUUCAAAUUUUCUAAUUAAAAUCAAUAUUUUACCAAUGUCAAAAUCAAAUUUUGAAUCCUAUAAGAAAAAUAUUGUUACACCAAAUAGACAGCGCAUUAAUAUAUUUCGUUUAUCGAAUCAAUUUAUUGCUGAAAAUAUUUUUUCAUCACCAAAUAUUAUUUUACGAUAUAUUAAUCUUGAAAUAUUGAUUCUUGAAAAUAUCGAUGCCAAAUAUCUUGAUAAAAUUAUUAAUUAUUUAAUAGAUUUACCUAAAUUUUAUUCAUUAAGUCUUUCUAUUGUUGAUUAUAUUCAAACAUUAGAUCUUUUUGUUCAAAUAUUUCGUUUAUCGAGAUUAAAAUAUUGUAAGAUUAUUUAUCAAAGAAAAAUUAUUCAACAAUCAUCAUCUAUCAAACGUAAUAAAUAUAGUCGAAGUCCUAUUCAAUGUUUAAUAAUAAAUGGUGAUUUUCCAUUGAGUUUAUUGCAUAAUUUAUUAUCUUGUCUUCCUCAACUUCAGCAUUUAUUAAUUAAUUCUAUUGUUAAUUCGAAUUAUAUAGAAAAAGAAGAAUUCUUUCAUAUUCAAUUAAAAUAUUUAAAAAAACUUUCUCUUAGAUUGUACUAUAUUCAAUUUGAUAAAUUUGAAAAAAUAAUAAAAAAAUUCUUUCGUUCAAUAGAAAUUUUACGUCUGACAACAUUUUUUGAUGAAGCAUAUCUAAAUGCUAAACGAUGGGAAGAAUUAAUAUUAUCUUCUAUGCCAAAUUUACGAAUAUUUGAUAUAUAUCAUGAAGGUUCUAUACGAAAUAAUGAUUUAACAUAUCAUGAUAUAAUAAAUCAAUUUAAUUCAUCAUUUUGGAAAGAUUUUACAUUUUAUUGGAAAUCAGCUAAACAAAUUUGUUCAAAUAUUUCAGAAAUGAAUUUUAAUUCUGUUAAACAUCUUUAUGUCUAUGGUGAAUAUGCAACACAAAAUGAUAUAAAUUAUUUUCCAAAUGUAACUCAAUUGACUAUUCAACAUUAUUUGAAACAUUAG
Rotaria sp. Silwood2 is the source of this 2436-nucleotide messenger RNA. The record is from the annotation of a GenBank genome assembly. NCBI's taxonomy places the organism in Eukaryota, Metazoa, Rotifera, Eurotatoria, Philodinida, Philodinidae.